GAGCUAUUUAUUCUAUAUUGGCAAUGGUGAUGUUAUAUAAUUCAUUUCAUACAUUAUGAGCUACUAUUCUUACUACUGUCUAUAAUAGAUUAAUAGGGUGUUCGAAUGAGAAUAUAAUGCUUGGAUGAGAGACUUAUGAAAAUUUUACUUUAGAAGGAAAGGAUUGGAGGGUGAAUAGGGAUCCAUUUUCUGUUAUUUGAAAACAGAAUGGGGAAGCGAAGGGGAGGGAAGUAGAAUGAUCAUAUUUUUUUUCCACUUAAAUCAAGUACUACAAAUGUUGAAAGAUUUGGAAAUGUAGUGCUAACUACUCCCGUUUUUGUUUUUUUUUUUUUUUUUUUUUUGGGUAGAAUUCUACUCCCCUUUCUUAGUACCAUACCUUCCCUUCAAUAUUCAAAACAUUGUAAUAUGGGAUUACAAAUUUCGUCUUCUACAGACUAUAGUUGAUGGACCCUGGCCUCGUACAAUAUAGCCUAAAUUGUCUGCUAAGAUAACCUAAUUGAAAUUUUUUUAUAAAAAAUGCAUACUUUUCAUCAGAAAUUAGAUUGAGACACUAGCUAAAUACCAGUGACCACAAUUCAGUGGAAUUCUAGCAUAAGCAGAGUAUGGAAGCAUAAUAUAGUACGACCUUAUGGAACUUGUAAACAAAUUUUUUCCUGAACUUUUCUUUUAUUCGCGUUUUUGCAUCCAGCUGUAAACCAAAUUCUCCGGUGUAAUCUCUUGCUUCUUCUACCACAGUAAUUUAAGUAUGACAUCAGUCAUCUUCUACUUUAUUCUUUUCUGUUUCGCUGCUAUUAAUCCCUUCCCCCCUUCCAUUUGGAAUCACAUUCUGUUCCCUGUAUGAGUUACCUUGCUUCUUCGCGGUGAAAAUAACAUGGGCCUAUGGGGUGUUGUGAUUCAUGUUUUGAGCACAUUGAAGAAAUUGUCUUUCAAGAUUGUCUUUACAUAGGGUAUCAGAAUUACCUGAGGACCGCCUUUACGUUUUACAGUUUUCAUUGAGCCCUACAAUCGUUAUUGCAUGCUUCAGGAAUAAAUAAUGUAUCUGGCUUUAGUAACCUUGACGGAGUAAAGUCAAGAAGUGUAGUGCAAGGAGAUGCAUAACAUCUGUAAAGUGGUCUAAGAUUUUGACAGCAGAGGCAGCAGAGCUCCUUAUAUCCGAGUUUUUAGAUUCUUCAAGAAGCUGUAAGGUUUUGCUAAGCUUAUUAUUAUGGAGGUUUUGAAGAUGCCCUGCAUAAUCACAUGUCAAAUGGUUUAUAAUGCUGUCCAAUUUGUGGACAGUUGACGUGCUCUUCCGUUAAUUUUCAGGAAGGGUCGCAGCCGCAAUAAUAGUCAAAAAAAAAAAAAAGAAAAAAAAAAGAGAAUUUUAGGCCGUUGAGGUUAAGAGACUGUAGAUUGUGGAGAAUAAUAUAUUUAAGAAUUUUAGCUUGUUUUAGUUUCUUUCCUAUGUUUCAUGUUAAGCUUGACUUAAGAACCUUGUAAUAUAAUAAAGGAUAAAGGAAGGCACUUUUGAAUGACUCAAUUUGAUCCCAAUCGUGGUUAGUGAGCUUUUGUUAGCUGCUGGUGGGAGUUGAAUCCGAUGCCUUUCCCUUUUCUCUGAUGAUAUCUUGUACGGUUGUAAUUUUCUGAUUGUGUUUUAUGUUUUGCUUUAUACUACUCCUAAGACUAUAUAUAUAUGAACUCGUACCAAUCCUUUUUCUCCACCCUCAAUCGGACGAUUGUUCCUUAGAAGUCUAUUUUGGGUUUCGAUAAUUUAAACAUUUGACUUCCAACAUGUCAAACCAGCAGUCUCGCCCAUGGUUCCGUUUAGCCACUCUCCGGCCCUCUCAGCAGCAGGCUCCUGCUCCUGCACCAGCACCAGCACCAGCACCUGCACCUGCACCACGGCCUCAAGCCCAACCUUCUCCUAUGCCUCGACCUGCCCUAAUGCGACCAACAUUUAGGCCUUCUGCUAAUCAGCCUCCUCCAGCUCAAAAUGCUGCUCCUCGAGCUCCUGCUCCAACCCCUUCUGCCUUUGCUCCUCCUCAAUCAUCCGUCACCUCUGCUGCUCGUCCUGCUGCUGCUGCUGCUUCCUCUCCCUCUCCUGCCCCUGCCCCUGCCCCCGCCCCCGCCCCCACCCCCCCCACCACCAGUUCAGCACCAAAAGCUCCUGCAUCUGCCUCCCCUGCUGCUGCUACACAGCAGCCUCCUCCUCCUGCUCCUUCCAGUUCAAUGCCCUCACCUCCUGGAACUUCUUCAUUGCCGUCACCUCCUAAACCAAAAACUCAACCUUCUCCACCUUCUUUGCCGUCUUCCCAAGCUAUCUCUCGCUCCAUUCCACCUUCUCCUACCUCGCCUCCCAAACCUUCAUUUCCCUCUUUGAAACAAGUAUCACCUCCCACGGCACCAACUGUUUCUCCGCCAAAACCACCCUCACCUCCCAAACCUUCAGUUCCCUCUUUGAAACAAGUAACACCUCCCAUGUCGCCAGAUGUUUCAUCUCCAACUAAGCUCUCUUCGCAAGAUGUUUCUUCUCCAAAACCUGCCACUACUACUUUUCGUCCGAUGCCAAAAUCUUAUAUGUCACUUCAAGAAACUCCUUCUCCUCAGUCACAAAAAACUCAACCCUCUGUUACUCCUCCUCCAUUUACCCUUCCCCCUUCACAACUCCUUUCCGAGAGAGACCGAGGAUUUAAAAUGCCUCCUGUAGCUGAAAACCAAACAACUCUGCCCCCUUCACAACUCAAUUCCGAGGGAGAACGUGGAAAUAAAAUUCCACCUGAAGCUGUAAACAAACCAAUGGUUGUACAGCAUACUGUCGGGAAGCCCAAGCCGUUUCUUGAUUCAUAUGGUGGUGAUUCUCAGAAGCCUCGGAUUGGAAAGAGUGUCAAACCAAAAGAAAGAGACAUUUACAAGAAGUCCUCAGAUUAUGAAGAUAGUGGCGUGAGAAUCAUAACUAUUACUGGUGAAAACAAAGGCGCUAUUAUGGAACUUGGACGUGGUUCUGCUUUGGAUAACCCUCACAAGGCCAAAAAUGAUGGAGUGAUAUCAGAAGGUAACUUCAGUGGCAAAGAGGACAUGUCUAAGCUGAAAGGUAAGGGUCAUAAUAAUGCAACGACGAAACCUGGUGUGCCGAUGCAUGCAUACACGAACAGCAAUGUGCAAGGUAUUAACAGUUCCAUUGUCUUCAACAGUACCUGCACUCACAAUGAUCCUGGGGUUCAUCUCUCUGUAAACCGAAAGCCGUUAAAUGGUCAUAGUCAUGGGUUCCAGCUCAAGGACAAUGCAGGAGAAAAGAAGAAAGGACAAUGGUUCUCAGAGUAGAAUUAUAUACUAGUAAUGUUUUAGGGAAUAAAGGUGAAGUUAGUCGUCUAAAUCAGGUCAUAAGAAGAUUUAAAUUCUGAUUCCAUCUACUCCACUUCAUACAAAAUUAGAGAGGCAGGACAUCACCUAAUAUAUGGCUGUCUGAACCAUUUCCUGAGCUAAAGACGCCCCCAAAUAUAUUAAGUUUUUUUUUUCUUCUUUUAAUUGGUGUACUAAUUAUAUUGUUAUAAGUUAAUAUGUACCUUGUUCUGUUUUUUAGAGCACGUUGGGAAUAAAUUACAUAAGUUAAUGCUUUAUGUAAAC
Chenopodium quinoa (quinoa) is the source of this 3600-nucleotide messenger RNA. Its product is annotated as vegetative cell wall protein gp1-like. NCBI's taxonomy places the organism in Eukaryota, Viridiplantae, Streptophyta, Magnoliopsida, Caryophyllales, Amaranthaceae. The record is from RefSeq and is a predicted model, not a curated record. The transcript has a single exon. The coding region runs from base 1768 to 3297 and encodes 509 amino acids.